This is a messenger RNA of Trichomonas vaginalis G3, 1335 nucleotides long. Its product is annotated as protein ubiquitination. Bases 1 to 1335 code for a protein of 444 amino acids. Gene Ontology annotation, molecular function: protein binding. The transcript has a single exon. The record is from RefSeq and is a predicted model, not a curated record. NCBI's taxonomy places the organism in Eukaryota, Parabasalia, Trichomonadida, Trichomonadidae.
AUGAGUAUGGAAACCUGUCUUAUACAUUCGAAUGAGUGCAUCCUAGCAAAUAUCAGACAAUACAUUAAUGAAGCUAAGUUUUUUGAUAUUUUUGAGGCUGAAGACAUCAAAGAAAUAUUGCAGGCAGGCGAAGUACAACUGGCAGACUAUCUUGAUCUUAUUGAACAAUGUGGGAAGAAUAAAAACGGAGUUAAAUCAAUAUUGUUUUUACUUAAUGCAAGACUCUCUUUGAAAAAUCUUCAAGAAGCCAUUUCUAUUCUUAAAUCCCUAUCAAAUAACUUACAUUUAAGUGUUUUCAACGAAAUUAACAAAGUAAUAGAGCUCAAUGAGCAUUCACUCGAAAUAAUACAGCAAAGUCAAGAUAAAGAAAAUGAAAUUAAAAAUCUUAACUCAGAGAACGCGCAAUUAAAGGAUGAAAUAUCCAUACUUAAAGAAAGUCUUUUCACCUAUGAAUUUCAAUCAAAAAUUGCUCAAUAUUCAAAUUCGACUGAUUUUAAUAGUAUAUAUCAAUUUCUUGAAAAUCUUUCAGCGAAAGAAGACCAAAAGUACAUGUAUUUAGCAUUUGAAGAAGGUCUCUGUGGUAAGAAGGAUGAAAAAGAGAAUACUAUUCUUAUAAAAGCAUCAUCAACAGGAAACUUCAAAUUUGUUAAAUCACUUAUUGAAUGGGGAUGUGAUCUAAAUGCUGCAAAUAGAAAUGGAGAUACUCCUAUAAUGAAAGCUUCAGCACAAGGACAUCAAAAUAUUGUCAAAUAUCUUAGAGAAAAUGAAGCAAAUAAAGAAGCAAAAAAUAAUUCUGGUAUUACUUCUCUUAUUUAUGCAUCAGCUAAUGGACAUUUCGAUGUGGUGAAAUAUCUUAUCGAAAAUGAUGCAAAUAAGGAAUCAAAGGACAACAAUGGAAAUUCUCCUCUUAGUUGGGCAUCUAGUAUGGGCAAUUAUGAAAUUGUCAAAUACUUAAUUGAAAAUGACGCAAAUAAAGAAACCAAAAAUAAUGAAGGUGUCACUCCUCUGAUGAAAUCAUCUGCAAAAGGUCAUCUUAAUAUUGUUAAGUAUCUUGUAAUAAAUGGAGCAAAUAAGGAAGCGAAGAAUAAAGAUGGUUUUACUGCUCUAAUAUAUGCAACAACAAAUGGUCAACUCGAAGUUGUUAAAUACCUUGUAUCAGUUGGGGCAAAUAUUGAUGCAACGGAUAAUUAUGGAUAUACAUCUCUUAAAUGGGCUUUGUCAAAUAAUAAUGAGAAAAUAAUUGAUUUCCUUAAUUCAGCAGGAGCUUCUGUUGAUGCACCAAGAAAUACUGGAAAUAGACGACGCAAUUGGGCUUCAAUUAGAGGUAAAUUAUAA